UGUCUGUGUUGUCGACAGGGACAGGACGUCCACUGUCUGAAGUGAUGUGCGAGAGCUGUACAGUGAUAAAAAUUGCACAGCUUUUAUCAGCAGGUUACUUAAGAGUACAUUAACGCGAAAGGACAUUUAACAGAAGCCAACGACACCGCCGACGUUAGCUGUCCUGUCUGUCUUGAUGACGAAGGAAACGACGAAGUAUUCUUUUAUGUUUCAUGGAUAAAUUGAUGCUAAGUCCUUCAUCGUCGGUGUUUUUCAGGAGGAGAGAGAUGUAUCUUGUGGACUUCUUGACGAAAAGGACGGAUAAUAAGGCCUUUAGAUGAACAACAGUCCCUUGUUGACAUUUGUUAAGAUCUUCUCAAGCUAACGUUGACGGUAGACUAGCUCGUGGAUGUUGGCUAGCAUCGUAGCUUAGCAGAUAUAAGAACGCUAAAUUAUUCAGUGUCACUAUAAAGGCAAUCUUAUUUCCUUGUUAUUAUUGCUAGUAUGUUUGCACACACAUAUGUUGGACAGCAGCUAUGACGCUAGGUGCAGCCUUAGGGUUAUGUCACUGUCAGGCUAGCAGAUAGCUCGGUGCCUCCAGCUCCUUCUGUAUGUUUGCAUGUCUACCAGUACUGGCAUCAUGUAGACGAUAUUUAUGAACGAGUUAGGUGACUCUAAGAAGAGGAAUCCAAAGCUGGUUUGCAGCUAUCCAACUGGGUCACAGCUGGCACUGAUACACUUUAGCUCGGGAUUGUUGCUAGUCAUGCUUAAAGCCGUCUUCUCUGUGUGAUGUGCAAACCUCCGAAUUAGAGGGCAUGUGAAUGCAUCAUGUCCUGACUGCAUCUUAUUUAUGCAAUAAGUUACAUCAGAACACCCUGUCAUGAAUUAAACUCGCAGUGCAAGAAGAAACGACACCAGUACUGAGUGGAUUAUUUGCUUCAGGAUUAUUUUUUGUGAAGGAGAGCAACGCAGAGUCUUAUCUAUCCACCAGUAUCAGAGGGACCAUCAUCAGCUCCUCAUAAUGGAGACAGUGGGUGAUUUUGAGUACAGCAGAAAAGACCUGGUUGGACAUGGAGCCUUUGCUGUGGUGUUCAAAGGAAGACACAGAAAGAAGACAGACUGGGAGGUGGCCAUCAAGAGCAUUAAUAAGAAGAACCUGUCCAAGUCCCAGAUCCUUCUUGGCAAGGAAAUCAAAAUCUUGAAGGAGCUACAGCAUGAAAACAUUGUGGCACUUUAUGAUGUCCAGGAAACACCCAACUCUGUUUUCCUGGUCAUGGAGUACUGUAACGGUGGGGAUCUUGCCGACUAUCUGCAAGCCAAGGGGACCCUAAGAGAAGACACACUGAGGGUUUUCCUCCAGCAGAUUGCCGCCGCCAUGCGCAUCCUCAACAGCAAAGGAAUCAUCCACCGUGACCUGAAACCACAGAACAUCCUGCUGUCAUAUGUGGGACGCAAGAAGUCCAACAUCAGUGGCAUCCGCAUCAAAAUAGCUGACUUUGGCUUUGCACGGUACCUCCAGAGCAACAUGAUGGCGGCCACACUAUGCGGGUCACCCAUGUACAUGGCCCCAGAGGUCAUCAUGUCCCAGAAUUAUGACGCCAAGGCUGACCUGUGGAGCAUCGGGACAGUCAUCUACCAGUGUCUGGUUGGAAAGCCACCUUUCCAGGCCAAUAGUCCACAAGAUCUAAGGAUGUUCUAUGAGAAGAACAAAAAUCUCCAGCCUAUCAUCCCAAGGGAGACUUCGCCACAGCUCAGCGACCUUUUGUUGGGGCUGCUGCAGCGGAAUCAGAAAGACAGGAUGGACUUUGACACAUUUUUCAGCCAUCCUUUCCUGGAGCCAUCAUCCACUAUUAAAAAAUCAUGUCCAGUUCCAGUCCCAAGCACCUCCAACGCUGUGACGGACAGUUCCUGCGGCAGCUCCCCAUGCAUCCGUUACAACUCCCCUCCUUCUCUCCCGGACAUGCAGACUCUAGCAGAAGACGGCUUGUCAUCCCCUCCACUGGGUCCUCCCAACUUUCUUCAGCUGUCCAAAGAGUCUGCAGGAAGCACCAGCAGCAAGAAUUCCUCCUGCGACACCGAUGACUUUGUCCUGGUGCCUCACAUCUCCACUGACAGCUAUGACCAGCCAAUGGCAGCGGGUCGCCGACCGUCCAGUGAGUUCCUCAUGUGUGGAGGGCAGCCACAACCAACUCCAGGACAGACCCCUAUGGUGUCCCCUCGAGCUGAGACAACCCCGAUUCCUGUUCCUACCCAGGUGCGCAACUACCAGCGCAUCAAGCAGAACCUGUCCAGUAGCCCGACAACCACGCUCUAUAGCUCCCCCAGGUCUGGCACAGUUAGGCGCUCCAACACUAGUCCUAUGGGGUUUCCCAAAGUGGGCUCGGGGUCUCCCAGUUCUGCAGAUGUCCCUCAAACUGUGGGCCGUCGACUGUCUACUGGCAGCUCCAGGCCCUACUCUCCCUCACCUCUCGUGGGCACAAUCCCAGAGCAGCUGGGUCACUGCUGCUGUCACCUCCAGAGCCAUGAACCUCGCAGCCGGAGCUCCUCAGGAGGCUCCCCUGUCCCGUCCUCUCAGCUCCUCGGUGCUCGUCUCCAGAGUGCGCCCAUGCUGACAGAAGUCUACCAGACUAGACAGAAGCUCCACAAGCAGCUGUCAGACCCUGUUCCGCCUUCCUCCUCCUCCUGCAGUCACUCACCUCAGCUCGGCCGCCCAGCCAACCUCGGCUCCUCUCCCACCAAGCUACUGGGAUCAUCCCCUCGUACGUCUGACUGGCUGCAGAAGUCACCUUUACCCACCAUCAUUGGCUCCCCUACAAAGACCAUAUCGGCACCGUUUAAGAUCCCCAAAACGCAGGCGUCCUGUAACCUGAUGGCACUGGCGGAUAGCCCCGCACCCACCAAGACUGUGGCAGAUGCCCGGGACAUCUGUAUCCACCACUGCAGUCCGUACUCUGGUGGACGUCCUGCUGCUCCAGAAGCCAGCAGAACUUUUGGCAGGUCUGUUAGCACAGGUCGUCUGUCUGAGCAGCCAAUCAGAAUCACUCUUGGUGGACAACCCUAUCAGGGCAGCACUGACAGCCUAAAUACAGAGCGACCCAUGGACACAGCCCCUGCAGGUCCCAGUGGGCUGGCACAGGGCGGGUCAGCAAGUCCUCGCACCGUCCUCUUCACUGUGGGUUCCCCUCCAAACAGCAGCACACCCCCCACCUGCAGCCAUCUGGGCACCCGACCACGCACCACCUCAGUGGGCUCCAACAGUUCGGCCGGCUCAUUGUGUUCCACCAGUGGUCGGGUCUGUGUUGGCUCACCUCCAGGCAUGGCCAUAGGCUCAUCCCCACCAGGAGGCUUCGGGGGAGGUCAGGUGAUCCCUGGGGCAGAAGGGACACCCAGCAGCUUACGUUACGUCCCUUAUGGGACUUCUCCUCCCAGCCUGGAGGGUUUCAUCACCUUCGAAGCUCCUGAGCUACCUGAAGAGACCCUCAUGGAGCGUGAGCACACGGACACCCUUUUGUACCUACGGAUGAUGCUUUCAUUUACUGACUGCGUCCUGGAGAUGGCAGCAGUUCGAGCUGGGGGAGCAGAACUUGGGGUGUCAGCAGCAUCACUGUACCCACCCCAGGACAGCGUUGUUGUGGACCAGAUCAGCCAGCUCAGCAAAGAGUGGGGGCAGGUGGAGCAGUUGGUGCUCUACAUGAAGGCAGCUCAGCUUUUGGCCUCCUCACUCCAUCUGGCUAAGGCUCAGAUUAAAUCAGCCAAGCUCAAUCCUUCCACUGCAGUCAAACAAGUGGUGAAGAGUCUGAAUGAACGUUACAAAAGCUGCAUCUCCCUCUGCCGACGGCUCACCGACAAGCUCAACCACUUCUUCUCUGACAAGCAGCGCUUUGUGGACGAGAUCAACAGCGUCACGGCAGAGAAACUCAUCUACAAUCAUGCUGUGGAGAUGGUUCAGUCAGCAGCUCUGGAUGAGAUGUUCAAACAGACAGAGGAUAUAGCCUACCGCUACAGCAAGGCUGCCAUGCUGCUGGAUGGCCUGUCCAAGAUCCUACAGGACCCCACUGACAUUGAGAACGUGGUGAAGUACAAGGCCAGUGUGGACCGCAGGAUCUCAGCCCUCUGCUACUGUACCGUCACACUGUAUGAGUAGCAGCUCCCACACACACACACAGAGGGACCAUGUCUGAAGACUAAAAACAACCACCAACUCUUCUCUCCUGUAGCAGUUUUAGCACCUUUCAUGCGCACCGUUUCAUCUGUAUGUACCAUCAGCUUCACCUGCUGCAUCACAGAACUGAACUGUUUCAAGAAAUUUGCAACCAAAGAUGACGACUGAUCCUGAAACAAAGACUGAAACCAGAGGUGGACAGUACAUGUGCACUUUGAUGUGCAUGUUUUUUAUGCUAUGAUAAUGGACAACCAUCUGAUGAACUUGUGCGUGUGUGCCUGCGUGCGUGUGUGCGUGCGUGUGUGCGUGUGUGUGUGUGUGUGUGUGUGUGUGUACAUAUACACACGCCCAUCAUUCAGGAUUUAAUUUGUUGUUUUUUUACCAGAAGGCAAAACGGGCAGGACAGUGAGAUGUAAACUUCUAGAGACUUCAACUUCAGAUGAAGAAGUUCAUCUUUUAAAUCCUGCUUUCUAUGUGAUAUCAGUUGUUAUUUACUCUGUUCAAGUUGUUUUGUUCUUAUUUAUUGGUUCAGAAGAAUAUGGAUGUUUUAGUCUCCUGUCUGUCUUGAAACCUCAAGUAUUGGAAUGGAAUGAAAAGAAGUGAAGUGGAAGAAAUCAGAAAAAGGACUGUAAUAGAUCAACUGAAAUGCUCAGAAACAAAAAUAUUCACAAGACACAAACUCUUGUUACACAGACUAAGAAACUAGACAGCCAUGAGAGCAAAGGAACUUAAAGAUUUGUCUUUUUUUUUUCUCUUGUUAGCUUAAGCACUUUAUUGUGGAUUGAGAGGAGAUGUGUUCAAGGUAGAAAUGUGAAGGCAGGGGAAGGGUUUCAAUCACUCCUGCUCUCUCCCUUAAAGCUCAACCUGCUGCCUGACUUGGACUGCUGUGAGAAUGAUCAGCAAAUUGCUUGAAGUGCAUACAUUUCCCACAAUGCAGUGCAACCAGAAAAUAUCAGGUCAGGGAAAUUAUGUCGGCAGUCAACUUUGGACCUGAAUGUAAUGUAAUGCUGAUUUGUUGGUUAUCUUGCCCACAGCAAACAAAAGGUAUGGUCAAUUAGCAGUGAGAAGGUAGCCUACUCUACUCAUUUUGUCACAUUUAUAGACUUCAGAAAGAACCUGAUAAACAGAUCUGACUGCAGUGGUAGCAGGCCCCUUUUCCUGCCAACACUGCGGCACUGAACAGUCAAUCAGGUGUCCACUUCAACCCAGACACAGUGAAAACUGAAUGGUCACAUUACUUGAUAAGUUACCUUAAUAAUAAGUUUCAUUUUGCUGAAAUACUACAGCUUUUUUGUCAGUAUCUGUAGCUAAUUUUUUAACAAAACUUGAUGUUUGCAAACAUGUAUAUAUUUGUGUGUGGUGCAUGUGAUGAUUCCUCUCUCCUCUUUUUUGAGGGGAGCCGAGUGAAUGUGUGUGAGCUCACAGAUCCAGGGUGUAGAUGUUGCCAUCAGACAUCCUGCCAGUCAGUCAAAGAGCACAAAUCUUUAUAUGUACAUAUAUGAAUUUGAUACAUUAUAUUCAUGUCUGCCAAGGGUUUGAUAAAGAAACCUAUUCUGGCACAACAGGAGUGUGCCAAAGAAUAAAAAUAAAACUUGUGGCAGCUCCAAAUCUUUCCAGAGAACUCUUCCUACCAUGACUGUUUAAGUGUUGUAUUGAGAGAUCUAGACUCACAUAUUUGUUCAUCUGUGUCUUACAAAAUUUUCGGAAAACAGAGACAAGUGUGUUUCUCCAAAUUUUGUGAGACUUUACUCGUCACAAUCUGCACUGCCUAGAAUCUACCGAGUUCCUCUGCCUCCCCUUCAAUGUCAUCUGCUGUGCUCAUAACUGUCUGUACUGUAUGUAUGUGUAUGGGUGUAUAUAUACAUAUAUGUAUAUAUGUGUGCACACACACACACAAACACACAUGCACCUGCCAGGUGUGCAUUAAGGCCAGUAGUAUACAGCUGAUGAUGGAAAAGGAGGUGCCUUCUUGUAAAAGCAGACACAGGCCUACUCCUCUGUAUAGAUGUGAAUAAAUUCUUUUAAUUGUAAAAAUGUGUAUAAAUGCAUUCGCGGGCACCAAGCGCUCUGUGGGCCUGAUUCUCUGAUGUACUGUUCUUUUAUAGACAUAUCUGGGUUUCUUUUUUUGUGCUCCCUCGUCCUCUUCGUGAGCACUCUGAACCACACAAAGCCUUUUACUGCACACAGAGUGAAGAGGGACAAAAUAAAGCUGAUAGAAACCCACCUGAAUCUUUGCUCUGUACCAUUUUUGUCUAAAGACUGUAUGUAAGUAAAGUUUGACUGUUUUAGAUAAAGCAUGGGUCUGCAUUUUACCCUGUAGAACCUCUAGAAUCUUGAAUGUACGUACCCUGUUGUUUUGCACCUCUCCAGCUUGACCUGAAUGCAUUUUGAAGAACUUUCUGCUGUCAAGUCAUGACCCCUUUCUGAAAUGUCCCUGAAAAUGCAACACUUUCCAAGCACCAAUUUUUCAAGGAGAAAUGUCAGUGUUAUACUUGUGUCUCUCACCAAGGGGUGUCUCUCUGUUCUUUAUGGAACUCAAACACAGUCUUUGUUAUUAAAGAACGGAAAAUAAAGACCG
Sphaeramia orbicularis (orbiculate cardinalfish) is the source of this 6719-nucleotide messenger RNA. It is a transcript of the gene ulk2, whose product is annotated as unc-51 like autophagy activating kinase 2. The transcript has 27 exons. Bases 1001 to 4123 code for a protein of 1040 amino acids. The record is from RefSeq and is a predicted model, not a curated record. Gene Ontology annotation, molecular function: protein serine/threonine kinase activity; ATP binding. NCBI's taxonomy places the organism in Eukaryota, Metazoa, Chordata, Actinopteri, Kurtiformes, Apogonidae. Gene Ontology annotation, cellular component: phagophore assembly site; phagophore assembly site membrane; autophagosome. Gene Ontology annotation, biological process: autophagy of mitochondrion; piecemeal microautophagy of the nucleus; axon extension.